AUGCCAAGAUCCUUGGACAGAUGGAUCUAUUGUCGACAUGACAAGGAUUCACCUCCUCUAGAUUGGAGCACACGGUGCAAGAUUAUCACUAACAUAGCGAAGGGUCUCGCUUAUCUUCAUGAGGAGUGCAUGAAAAAGAUUGCCCAUUUGGAUGUCAAACCACAAAACAUCCUCUUAGAUGAUGACUUCAAUGCUAAGCUUUCUGAUUUUGGACGAUGCAAGCUCAUUGACAGGGAUAUGAGUCAAGUGUUUAGCAGAAUGAGAGGCACACCUGGAUAUUUAGCUCCUGAAUGGUUGACAUCACAGAUCAUGGAAAAGGCCGAUGUCUAUAGCUUUGGUGUUGUGGUCAUGGUAGUCAUUAGCGGAAGAAAGAACCUCGACAAUUCUCGAUCCGAAGCGAGCAUCCAUCUCAUCACCCAAUUGGAGGAAAAGGUGAAGGCUAAUCGGUUGGUAGAAUUGAUUGACAAUAAGAGUAAUGAUAUUCUAGCACAUAAGCAGGAUGUAAUUGAGAUGAUGAAGCUCGCAAUGUGGUGUUUGCACAUUGAUUGCAAAAGAAGGCCUAAAAUGUCCGAGGUAGUCAAGGUCUUGGAAGGUGCCAUGAAUGCAGAGAGCAACAUUGAUCAUAACUUCGUUGCAACAAGUCAAGUGUAUUUUGGCGCUGCUGGAAAUGUGGGCUUAUCGGUUCCAUCUCUAGCUUCACAUGUAUCAGGUCCCAGGUGAAAUGAGAAAAUCUUGACAAGAUAGACAAUUAGUUUACGAGCAGGACAUGGGAUAUUCUUAUGUAAAGCAAAUGACAAAUCUCUUGUGUCUUCUCAAAUUACUAUAAUCUGAAGCCCCUUGUCUUGAGUUAAUUUUACCUGCAAAGUAUUUCAAUAUUGCAAACCUUCUUGUUCUACAGCAGCUGGACUGAAUUUAUUCAUUAGAAUGUUCAAUUUGUUCAUGUAAUGCAAGCCUGUUUUUAGAUCAACUAAUGCAAGUAGUUUUUCUAGUCACUG
Molecule: messenger RNA, 995 nt
Organism: Triticum aestivum (bread wheat)
Lineage: Eukaryota; Viridiplantae; Streptophyta; Magnoliopsida; Poales; Poaceae
Product: G-type lectin S-receptor-like serine/threonine-protein kinase SD2-5
Exons: 2
Coding region: 1-720 (239 amino acids)
Biological process (GO): protein phosphorylation
Molecular function (GO): ATP binding; protein kinase activity
Source: RefSeq, a predicted model, not a curated record